Molecule: messenger RNA, 2677 nt
Organism: Syngnathoides biaculeatus (alligator pipefish)
Lineage: Eukaryota; Metazoa; Chordata; Actinopteri; Syngnathiformes; Syngnathidae
Gene: pyroxd1
Product: pyridine nucleotide-disulphide oxidoreductase domain 1
Exons: 13
Coding region: 229-1728 (499 amino acids)
Molecular function (GO): flavin adenine dinucleotide binding; oxidoreductase activity
Source: RefSeq, a predicted model, not a curated record
CGCCCUUGUCUGUUGCCGUAGUUCCUGUAAACACGGAAGUGAGUUUACCGUAACCCUAAAGCGCGCAUAUAGCAAUCGACUGAUUCGUCUAGUUUCUAUAAUAACUAAUUACUCAUUCAUUUCAAUUUAGUAGUUUCAUCUUUUCACAUUGAAGGACCUCGGGGGGUACUUUUGAAGCGUAUUCUCGUGCCUUGAAAAUGUGUUGCACCACGUUAGCUUAGCUUUACCAUGACCGAUAAAAUACGGAAAACGUUCAAAUUUGUCGUCGUCGGAGGUGGCAUAGCGGGGGUGACGUGUGUUGAGCAGUUGUCAUCUAGUUUCCCGUCAGGUGACGUCGCUCUGAUUACCGCAGGCUCCCACAUCAAGGCAGUGACAAACUACAAACAGGUGGCCAAGGUUCUGGAAGAGUUUGAUGUGGAGGAGCAACCAACCAGUGUUCUGCAGGAGAAAUUCCCCAACUUGACUGUCAUUCCCUCUGCCGUCAAAGCACUGCACACACAAUCACAUUUGGUCAAAACUGCAGAUGGACACGUUUAUGGGUACGAGAUACUGUGCAUCUGCAGCGGUGCCAGACCAAAGCUGCUAUCCCCGGACAAACCAUACGUGCUGGGACUUCGGGACACGGAUAGCGCCCAGGAGUUUCAGAAGCGGUUAGCCAAAGCCAAGCGGAUAAUCGUGAUCGGAAAUGGAGGGAUCGCCUUGGAGUUGGUGUACGAGGUGGAGGGUUGCGAGGUGAUCUGGGCCGUGAAGGACGACGCCAUCGGAAACACCUUCUUCGACGCGGGAGCGGCGCAGUUCCUCGCCCCGUCGCUGGGCGCCGACAAACCGGAGCGAGCCGCUCCCUGCAAGAGGGCUCGCUACACCACGGAAGACCCGACAGCCGCCGAGGCUCAGACCUUCACGGCAGAUCGUCACACCAGAGGGCGCCGAUCUGGUCCCACGGAGCCUGGCAGUGCACUCGGUCCAGACUGGCACCAGGGGCUGGUUCUCAAAGGAGCAGAGAGGGCGUCCCGCAGAGUUUCAGUGGAAUAUCAGUGUGAGGUGGAACAGAUCUUCAACUCUGAGGAGAUGCUCCAAUCCCAAACACACAGACCCGAAACUGAGGGAACCUGGCCAGUUUAUGUCCGGCUGACUAACGGCAAGACGGUUGGGUGCGAUUUUGUCGUGAGCGCUACGGGUGUCACGCCCAACACGGAGCCAUUUCUACUCGGCAACAAUUUCGCGCUGGCAGAUGACGGCGGCCUCCGAGUCGAUGAGCGCAUGGCGACGUCGGAACCGGACGUGUACGCCGCCGGAGACGUGUGCUCGGCGUGCUGGAAGCACAGCCCGCUGUGGCAACAGAUGCGUUUGUGGACGCAGGCUCGUCAGAUGGGCUGGCACGCCGGCCGCUGCAUGGCCGCGCGCGUCCUGUCCGAACCCAUAGAGCUGGACUUCUGCUUCGAGCUCUUCUCUCACAUCACUAAAUUCUUCAACUACAAGGUGGUGCUGCUCGGAAAGUUCAACGCGCAGGGCUUGGGGUCCGACUACGAGCUGCUGCUGCGCUGCACCAAAGGCCAGGAGUAUGUCAAGGUGGUUUUGCAAGGGGGCAGGAUGGUCGGAGCAGUGCUGAUCGGGGAAACCGACUUAGAGGAGACCUUUGAGAACCUCAUCUUGAACCGGAUGGAUCUCACAGCGUACGGGGAAGACCUGCUGAACCCCGACGUUGAUAUAGAGGACUACUUUGAUUGAGGCACAAUUUAUAUAUGACAUAAUAAUGACUUGGCGGCUGGUAAAGCGAUGGCCUCACAGUUCUGAGGUCCCGGGUUCGAUCCCGGACCCGCCUGUGUGGAGCUUGGAUAUUCUUCCUGUGCCUGCGUGGGUUUUCUCCGGGCACUCCGGUUUCCUCCCACAUCCCAAAAACAUACAUUAAUUGGACACUCUAAAUUGCCCCAGUUCAGGGUGUAGCACGCCUCUUGCCCGUCGACAGCUGGGAUAGGCUCCAGCACUCCCGCCACCCUUGUGAGGAUAAGCCGCGAAGAAAAUGAAUGGAUGGAUGGAUGGAUGGAUAAUGACUUGUGCCUUGGAAAAGCUCCUAGAAAUGUCUUUUCUUUGACAUGUUCCCCAAAAUGAUUUGAACCCGAAAUCAAAAUCAGCUGAGCUCAUCUACUGCAUGUCGUUAAUGUGUAAUAAAUGAGUAAUCCGUUUUAACUACAGAUGCAAAACGGUGGAAAAUUUCCAGUAGAUUUCCAAGGGAAGCUUAGAUGGGGGGGAUUGUGGGAAAUAACUGGAAACUCUUCGUGGGAAUUAACUCGAGAUUCAGGCAUCAAGCAUCAAUAUAAACAUUUGAGUUUGUCAUAAGCAGACAUAUAGUUUCCACAUUUGAAAAUUGAAAGACUUUUGCAACCCUAGUUUUAUUGUCAAGCAGAAAAGUAGGUGACUCAGCUCACCUCUCCCUGCGUCUGUUUUUUUUUUUUUUUUUUUUUUUUUUUCUCGAAACACUUGAGUUGCUAAGUAGAUCACAUUUCAAUCCAAAUAGCUCCUCCUGCGCCUCAGCUGUCCUUGGACCAGUUGACGAGAUUAAGUUCACAUAGUGCUGCCCAUUGUUUCCCAGGAAGUGUUGCGCUCAGGGAUGUUUCUGUUUGGGUGGAAAAAAAAAAUCCCCUGACAAGCUUGCUUUAAAAAAAAAAAAAAGACAAAA